This is a messenger RNA of Oryctolagus cuniculus (rabbit), 2151 nucleotides long. The record is from RefSeq and is a predicted model, not a curated record. Lineage: Eukaryota; Metazoa; Chordata; Mammalia; Lagomorpha; Leporidae.
UAUUUCGGUGACCUGUGUGCUUGGACCCCUCUUUGCUUGCGCUUGUGUUGGUUGGUGUUGGUGUGCUGUUUUGUUUGUUUGUUUGUUUCUUGUUCUAUUUGGUUUUUUCUUCCCCCCAUUUUGUUUUAGUUUGUUUUUUUCCACCUAUUUAUUUUUUUGGCCCACUUUGUCUUUUUUUUCGCAGUUUUUUUCAUUUUUGGCUUCCCCCAUCUUUAGCUAGAAAGUGCUGCUAGAUCUCUGAGUGUUAGUGUAGCUAUUUAGUGUUUGUUUUUUUGGAGUUUUUCUGGUUUUUGUUUUCUGUUUUGGUUAGAUAGGACUUAGUCUUGCCACUGUGUGUGAUUAGUGUAGUUAGUAUAGCUAGUGUGCCACUAUAGUCAGAUCAGCAGGUAGUCCCCUUGUUGUCCCUUUAUUUUCUUAGUUAUUGUAGUUAGGGUAGCUCCUUAGUUAGCGUCUAUGGACAGGAAUAUUAGCCAGAGCAGAGCAGAGAGUGUAGUUAGGGACACCAGCCUGGAAGGCCGUGAGGACCUGGAUGUCGACACCAGCCGUCAGCUUGAUCUCCAGUUUCUGUCAGUCCUGGGCAGGGGCAGCUUCAGCAGGGUGCUGCUGGCCUGCCAGCCGUCCAGCCAGCGGCUGGUGGCCGCGAAGCUGUUCAAGGAAGACGAGAGGGACCCUUUCGGCGCCAGGCGAGCGAUGCAAGAGGCCAGCAUCAUGCAGCUCCUGAGGCACCCGAAUAUCGUGCAGCUGCUGGAGGUGGGUCGCGUCGGCCAUUACCACUGCCUGGUGAUGGAGCUGAUGGACGGGGGCGACCUCUUCCAGCACGUGUUGAGCCGUGGCAGCCUGCCAGAGCCCGAGGUCAUGGUCAUGUUUGACCAAAUCCUGGCAGCCGUGGGCUACUGCCAUGCACAGCGGGUGGCGCACAGGGAUCUCAAGCUGGAGAACCUGCUGCUGGACUCUCAGCUCAACGUGAAGCUGGCGGACUUUGGGCUCAGCUGCCAUCUGCCGGAGGGCGAGCUGGUGCAGGGCUUCCGCGGGACCCUGGAGUACAGCGCCCCGGAGGAGUUCCAGCGGGAGCCAUAUGAUCCAUUUGCAGCAGACAUUUGGAGUCUGGGGGUCAUCCUCUUCACCAUGCUAGCGGGGGCCAUGCCUUUCAAUGGGGAAGACCGGGUGGAGCUGCGGGACUGCAUCCAGAGGGGGAGCUACGAGCUCCCGUGUGCGGCCAGCCCGGCCCUGGAAGAGCUCCUGAGUUGGCUGCUCAGCAUGGACCCAUACGACAGGCCUACAGCGGAAAUUGCCCGCCAGCAAUGGUGGUUUGAGGGAGACGAGGGCGAGGAGGUGACCCUGGUGCAGCCCCUGGGGGUUCCGGAGGACCCAGAGGCCCAGGAGUACCUGGCGGGCCUGGGUCUGCUGCCGGGCGCUGGAGCAGCAGUGCCAUCUGGCCCUGGGAGAUCCAGGCGGAUGUCCCUGCAGUUGGACUCCCGGAGCCUGGAGCAGGUGCAGCCCCGUUGGCAGAGCAAUCGUCUGACAGCGGCCUCGCUGCCCAGCCUUGCCGUCUUGUGGGGCUCACUUGCACAGGCUGCCGCAAGGGAGAUCCACAGUGCACCUGCCCUUCUCAGCUGUGAGCCCCUGGUGCCUCAGGGCCUCAGGGAGCCGAAGCCCGAGCAGGAGCCCAAGUUGCAGCCGGAGCCGGAGCUGGAGUUGGAGGCGGAGUCAGAGCCGAAGCCCAGGCCGGAGGUGGAUCCUGCAGUGUCCGCCCCUGUGCUUGCCUCUCCCCUCCCUGGACAGCUACAGGAGAGGAGCCCUGGUGCCAGCCCAGCCCCCGAGCCCGUCCCUGUGGCCACCCCCUCCACCCCCAGCCUCGGGAGCAGUCCGCACCUGGUGGUGCCAGAGGUCCCAGCAGCUGAGCCUGAGGAGGCUGGGAACUCAGCAUCAGCCUUUGUCCCGAGCAAGGGCCGGCAGGGGCUGGGCAGGAGGAUUGGCAGGAGCAUCCUCAGAUUCCUCCUGCGUGCCUGCUGCCUGCCGGCCCCAGCCCGCAGCCCUGGCCCCCGCAGCCAAAAGGGGACCCCCAGGUAGCCUGCCUCAGUGUGCAAGCCUGAGGGCUCUCAUUUGAUUGAGACUUUUCUGUGCUUCUCAUCAAUAAAAAUCUAAGCUUUA